Molecule: messenger RNA, 2341 nt
Organism: Caenorhabditis auriculariae
Lineage: Eukaryota; Metazoa; Nematoda; Chromadorea; Rhabditida; Rhabditidae
Source: the annotation of a GenBank genome assembly
AUGUACUGCCACCGCCUCGCCGUCCCCCUUGCUCGCUCCAUCCUCGUGAGUGCCUUUUCUUUAAUUUGUUUAGAAACUGAAGAGUUCUAUCUAUACGCGAAAAUAAUUGUGCGUGGAGAAUGAGUUACUAUGCACAGCAGUUUAAGUCUCGGGAAUGUGCCGGAAAAAAAGUUAGCAUAGUUUUUUUUUUCUUCAAAAAAUAGCAACACUAAAAAUGUUUGCCUAGUCCAGUAGGGUUGUUUGUGGCGUUUUCACCUGAGAAACGGAACAUGCUUCAAAACGAAAAAUCGUGUUCAUCGGCCCGCCAAAGUUGCUUCAAAACAGUACUAAUUUUUGUUUUGGAGCAGUUUUCUUGCCUUUUGAAGCAAUUUUCGUUUUGUCCGAUAAAGACGCCAUUGAAAUGUGCUUUUUCUCGAAUCUAGGUAAAAUUGAAAUCGUCUCGAAAAAAAAAGGAUUUGUUCUCGCGAGAUCGGGUCAGAAAAAAAAACAUGGAAAAAAUGUUCUUAAAUAACGUCCGAAUGUAUUAUUUAUGACACAAAUUGAUUGAAGGAAAAAAAAAUGGACAAAAAGACAAAAAAAAAUGAGCCCCGCAAUCCAGCGCGAAGAUGCGUAUUCAAGUUUUCACCGUCGCCCGUAGGAUCCCUCGCAUGCUGAACAGGGUAACCCAGCCGUGCUAAAAUGGGUCUCAGCGGGUAUAAGCCCAGCUGAUAGAACUUUUGGCAAUUUUUAGCCCAACUGAGACCCCGUUUUAGCACAGCUGGGUUACACACUAGUUGAGACACUCAGCCAGUAUGCGGGCCCGCUGCUUGCGUACCCGGCGCAUCCAUCGACGGCUUUUUUUUUUUGUAUUUGCUAGUAGGGUCCGCAUUCAUUUUUGCUUUCAAUAUCGCACUACCAUCUGUUUUUACUCCUGUUUCACACUCAGAAAAUCUGGCUUUGUCGGGAGCGCGAGUUAAGGGGCAUUUGCCAAUAGUGUUCUAAACCUGAUGAGCUGAGCUAAUACGAAGUCGCUUUUGUUAAAGUUUUUUUUUUCUUCUAUAUUUUACCUUGGCAAAUCGUGAGUCUACAGAAAAUUUGUAUAUCAGGUCUUUGUCGGAAAUUAGUUUUUUCUGUUCGUAGAAAAGAAAAUAAAAUAGGUUGUUUAUCUAUCUUCUGAAAUUCCAUUUUUCAAUAUUUUUCUUGAAUAGCUGAGCGUGUUCGCAUAUUCGAAAAAUAGUCAUCGAUUAUUUCACCAGGUACGCAAACAAUGGAUCUUACGCGCGACGGUAAAAGUGAAAGGUUAUUUUAUCGACGGAUUGCGUUGAUCUUUUUUAAGUCAGUUUUGCGAUUAUUAAUAAAAACUAUCUGGAGGAAAAAGAAAGGGUCACAGAUUUGUUUAUCAAAAGAGAGAAAAAGUCUAUCUUGAACUGUUGUAUAUUACUAAUGAUCGAAUCAAACCAAAUUAGCGGCUUUCUAGAUAACGUGAAGAGUGAGAGUAAAAAAAGUAUGACUAAACAGGCUUGCGUUUUACCAUUAAAAACAUUUCGUUAAUAGUUCAAUUUUUAACGUCAUAAUUUUCAUUUUAAAAAAACUGAUAAAACAAAAAGGGGGUGGCGAAAAAAAGCAAAAACAAAAAAAUCUCGAUAUUCGCAUAUAUGCUCCGCUUUCCCCGACUUAAAAGGCGCGUAAACUGGAAAGGGUGACUUUUGGCGCGCGAAAUGUAUCUUUUGGCAGCAAUGGUCAUCGUAAUCAAGAAAAAAAAGUUUAUUAUUCGUGUACUGUUUUGUUCAAAUUAAUUUUUUUCAAAGCCACAUAUGACCUCGACUUUCCCACCUAUAGUAUGCGUAACGCUUAACCCUCACUCUUGCCAAUCUACUCAGAACGCCUCUCAAACUUGAUAAAAUUGACUUUAUCUACAGAAGUAUCAUAGAGAUACCUGUUAUCUAAUGAAUGAACGCCGGUGGGCCUAUGUUAAGUAGAACAAACGUGCUACCUUUUUAAGUUAAUUUUAAAAAAAUAUUGUGGGUGUAACGCAAAAAGGAAUUCUUAAUUUCAGGCCCAGAGAGCUCCCCUCGCUCUCCGAGCUGAGAACGCUGUGGCUGCUCGACUUAUGCACACCACCAUUGCUCGCAAGGAUAUUGACAGUGCUGCUAAGUACAUUGGUGCUGGAGCCGCCACCGUCGGAGUCGCUGGUUCUGGAGCUGGUAUCGGAAACGUUUUCGGCGCUCUUGUCAUCGGUUACGCUCGCAACCCAUCCCUGAAGCAGCAAUUGUUCUCGUAUGCUAUCCUUGGAUUCGCUUUGUCCGAGGCCAUGGGACUUUUCUGCCUCACUAUGGGUUUCAUGAUUUUGUUCGCUCUUUAA